Messenger RNA from Clunio marinus, 219 nucleotides. NCBI's taxonomy places the organism in Eukaryota, Metazoa, Arthropoda, Insecta, Diptera, Chironomidae. The record is from the annotation of a GenBank genome assembly.
AUGAAAAACUCCAUUGGGAUAGAUGAUGAAAGGCAGGAACCACAAGUGAAUAGCAACAGUUGUCGACUGAACUUGAUUAACAUCAUCUUUAUUCGACUCAAGUGGCUACAUACUUUUGCUUUCACUUCACAAAAAUUCCAUUAUAGAAUGACGACGAUAACUUGGUUUGGUCAUGUGGCGUUUCGAACGAAGUUUGAAUGUUUAAUUAUUACAUGCUGA